CAGUAUGACAUGCAGAUGAGUGCCGUCGAUCUUAGAAUCACCGCACACUUCACUCAUUUGGGCAGUCACGGGGCCAAAACCAGAGUGUGGAGCCACAGUGUGGCGGUGGAGGCAGCAGCAAUGGGAGGCCAUACAGCACCCUAUGACAAAAAUGGAAACCACCAGCAGUGUGAGGAGACCUGAAAGUGGCACAUGGCAGAGUUGUGGCGAUGGAGACAGCAGCAAUGGGAGGCCGUACAGGGACCCAUGAGACACUGUGGACCUGGCAGCAGCAUGAGGAGGCGGUACAGGGGCCCAUGGCAGAUUAGGGGCCUGGCAGCAGCUAUGGGAGGCCCGUAAUCUGCCAGCACCCUAUGACAAAAAAUGGAACACACCAGCAGUGUGAGGAGACCUGAAAGUGGCACAU
Molecule: messenger RNA, 406 nt
Organism: Staurois parvus
Lineage: Eukaryota; Metazoa; Chordata; Amphibia; Anura; Ranidae
Source: the annotation of a GenBank genome assembly